AUGCAGAAAUUAAGUCUGCAUUUAAUGAAUCCAAUCAUGAAUUGUUAAUUUUAAUUGCAAAUUAAUAGUAAAAAUUAUCAUUAAAUUAUAAUUUAGGAAUUGUAAAAACAAUCUUCAAAAUGAAUAGAGUAAAAUUUUUCAAUAUCAAAUAGAUUUUGAAAGGUAAGAAUAGAAAAAAAUAGUGGAUAUACAUUAUGUAUGAAUUAAAUACUUUGAAUCGAAUUAUUUCUUUAUACACAGAAUGCAUUGUUCAUAGUUAAAUUAUACAAAAAGGUACGUCUUUCAAUAUAAUUAGAAUAAGUGUACCCUUUAGUAAGUUUGCAUAAUUCUUGUUAGAUAUCUUACAAUUUUAGGAAAAGUUAUGUUAUUUUCUAUUAUUUAUUAUAAAGAGACUUGAACAAUAACAGACCUGUAAUUAAAUUCUUUUAUUAUUAUUUACUUUGCAAGUAUUAUCUUCAAUUUCAUUUAAUUAUAUUUCCUUCAUAACUUUUGAACUAGUUCCAUGUAAUAAUUGGGUAAAACCACUUGUUGAAUUAUGAGAAUAAUGAUUCAAAGUUAGAUUUUUAAUUAAUUAAAUCAAAAGAAGUUUUGUUUUUCAAAUCUAAGCAAACCAUAAAUUAAAGCUUAAUGAAACAGUUUGCAUAUAAAAACAGAUUUAUCAUUUAAAUAAGAAAUAAGCCAUCAUAUCUUCUUUUUAAUUUCCUUAAUUGCGUAAAAUAAAUUCUCAACCUAUCAGGAUUCUAAAAUAUGAAACCUUAUAUUUAUCAUGAAAGUUCAAGACAAACCUAAAAGAUGGCAAUUAAAAUAAUUGGUAUGAUGAUCAUAACUUGCAUUAUCAUGUUUGAAUUUAUAUUUUUUUCUCGAAUUGUUGAAUAUUGUUAUCGAAACAGUAAGAAUGAUAGUAAAAUGUAUCAGGUGAUUUUUCACUUAAAUAUAUCAUACUUCUGCUGA
Messenger RNA from Paramecium octaurelia, 951 nucleotides. Lineage: Eukaryota; Ciliophora; Oligohymenophorea; Peniculida; Parameciidae. The record is from the annotation of a GenBank genome assembly.